AUGGAAAAUAAAAUUGAAAACAGUGAUCCAAGCAUCACAAAACUUCUUGAAUUUCUUCAUAUUUGUGAAAGAUUAAAGACAACGAAACGCACCGGAUGGAUAGAUAAUAAUAUAAAAAAUCCGGAAUCGAUAUCCGAUCAUAUGCAUCGUAUGUCCAUACUAUCGUUACUGGUUAAAGAUUCAACACUGGAUAAAGAUAAGCAUGUAUUUUCUGAGAUGUCGGUUGUUCACGAUUUGGCUGAAAGUUUGGUUGUACGCAUUCGAUUCUAUGCCCUUCAUUUUUUUGCGUUAUCUCUCAUCCUUAGCGUAUCUAAUUUUAUUCAGGGAGAUAUCACGCCACUUGAAGGAAUCAGUAAAAUAGAAAAGAAUCGUAGAGAAUCAGAAGCAAUGAGACAUCUGUGUUCCAAUUUACUCGAAAACUCUUCGCAAUCUCAAGAAAUUUUUGCGCUUUGGCAAGAGUAUGAAGAUGCCACGACGAACGAAGCAAAGUUUGUUAAAGAUAUUGACAAAUUUGAAAUGAUUCUUCAAGCCUAUGAGUACGAACAAUCCGAUAAUAAAGAUCUCGAGAGAUUCUUUGAAACCACGAUGGGAAAAUUCAAUCACCCGGAAGUAAAAUGCUGGGCUGAAGAAUUAUAUGCAAAACGACAGGUUUCUAAACAAAAGAAUAUUAAAGAACACUGA
Acaulospora morrowiae is the source of this 681-nucleotide messenger RNA. Lineage: Eukaryota; Fungi; Glomeromycota; Glomeromycetes; Diversisporales; Acaulosporaceae. The record is from the annotation of a GenBank genome assembly.